Spirodela intermedia is the source of this 822-nucleotide messenger RNA. NCBI's taxonomy places the organism in Eukaryota, Viridiplantae, Streptophyta, Magnoliopsida, Alismatales, Araceae. The record is from the annotation of a GenBank genome assembly.
AUGUCGGGAGUCUCCUCUCCUCCCAUGAUUAGAUCCUUCUCCUCCUCCCUCUUCUUCUUGCUCCUGCUGACUUGCCUCCGUCAUUCUCUCGCCGACGACAUCGGCUCCUUCGUCUACGCCGGCUGCACGUCGACAAAGUAUCUACCGGGGACGCCCUACCAGUACAACCUCAAUUCACUCUUCUCGACUCUGGCCAACGCCGCCGGCUUCACCCCCUUCGCCAAUUUCACCUCCUCAUUCGCCUCCCCCCCCGCGGCAGUCACCGGGCUCUACCAGUGCCGCGGGGACAUCUCCAUUCCUGACUGCCAGACCUGCGUCAGGUCUGGCAUCCCCCGGCUCUCCUCCCUCUGCUCCGCCGCCUACGGCGGCGCCCUGCAGCUGCAGGGCUGCUACCUCCGCUACGGCAACGAGUCCUUCCUCGGCCAGUCUGAUAAGUCCAUCGCCUACCAGAAGUGCGGCCCCGGCGCCGGCAGUGGCAACUACGGCGACCUGAUCGGGAUGCGCGACUCGGUGCUGGCGGCCAUCAACGUCGGCGCGGGCGGGCCUUACCGGGUGGCGCGGGCGGGGUAUGUGGAGGGGAUGGCGCAGUGCGUGGGUGACCUGAGCGCCAUCCAGUGCGGCGGGUGCCUCGCCGACGCCAUCAACGCGCUGCGUUCCGCCUGCGGCCUCGCUGUCUCCGGCGAGGUCUACCUCGCCAAGUGCUACGCCAAGUACUGGUCCAAAGGGGGUUACGGGUCGCCCUCAAGCCACGGUAAGCAGUUUUCCGGCGAUGCCUUGUGGUUUCACUCUCUCCUCUUUCUCUCUUUCCGCUUUUCGUGGUAG